AUGAAACAAUAGAAAAAACUCUUACUGAAAAAAAUUAAAGUAAAAACUUCUCUGACAGUAAAUAAAAAAUCUGCAAAAAGUCUUUUACCACCUUUAUCAAGAAAAGCUAGUUUAUUAGAUGGAUAGAAGGGAAAUGCUAAUACAGUUUUAUCAACUUCAAUGCUUAACUCUACACAACCCUUUAGUAGCUAGUAUAAUUCUAAUACAAGUAGCAACACAACUUUUAUUUAGUAAAACUAAGGAGAAUUUUCUAAUACUGAUAAAAAUUCUCAACAAAGUAGUUACUUUAGUAAAUUUAGGUCAACUCAAGAAGUUAAUUAAGAAGAUAAUUCAAAUAUAGCUCAUAGUUAAAGUUUAGUUAAGAAAGUUAGUUUCUGUGAUCAAAUCAAAAAAAUGAAUACCUAGACAAACAAGGCAACGAAUAUAUAAAACUCUUUUUUGGAACAAAUGUAAAUCGAUACAAUAAAUGAGAUGAAAAAAAAUGAUAAAAAUAAUAAUUUAAAUAAAUCUAAAGAAGAAUUAAUUCUUCUAUAUGACUCAAAAGAUUAAUAAAAACCUUAACAAAAUAAUGAUUAUGAAUCGAAUAAUUACCAUUUAUUAUCUUUAAAUGAUAACAGAAGUGAAAUGCAAAAAUAAAAUAUAGAUAAUUAAUCUGUAAUUUUUGAAAAAUCAAUAGAAAUUUAUGAUAGUAAUGAAAAUUUAUAAGAAAUAAGUGCUUAAAAUGAAUUUGAAAAUUCUUAUUUUGAAAGUAAUAUAAAAAAUUUAUAAAUGCCUAAUUUAGAACAAUAAGAUUUUAAUUAAAUUAUCAAUCAAGACUAAUAAAAUUUAAACCAAAAUAGUUAUCUUGAAAUCUCACCCUAGAAGGAAUAAAAAUAAUAAAAAGAAAACCUAAAUUCUUCUUCUCCAAAAUUAGGUUCAAGCGAGUUUUCUUUAAAUAACAAUAAUUAAAAUGAAAAUUCUUGUCAAUAUUAACAUUAAUUGGAAGACAAUAAUUGCUAAUCUAUGAAAAAAUCAAUUUAAAAAAGUUAAUACACAUAAAAUGAUGAAAAAUAAGAGUUUGAUAAAAAGGAAAUAUCAAAUUUUUUAAAUAAUUCAUUUUAAAUGAAUUAAAUUUACAACUAAAAUAAUGAAUAAUAAGAAGAGGAAGAAUCAAUAAAAAAGCAAUCCUAAAUACAGUUUAAAGGUUAAGCUAAUUUAGAUUAUUGCUACAACUCAAACUAAUCCAUAGAUUAUAUGACUAAAAGUGUUUAAUUUUAUGAUUCAGAAGAAAAUUCUAUUUAAAACAAUAGAUCUGACUUUGUAGAAAACAAUUAAAAUGGUCUUUAAUAAAAUAUUACGUUUGAGUAAUAUUUUUAGAUUUUAUCUUAGAAAUAGAAUAUUCAAUAAGAAAAUGGCUAGUUAACACUGACCUUUUCUAAGAAUAAUGACUCUACUAAUUAGUGUAUUGAUUUAAAAAAUCAUAGAGGCACCUUUAAUAAAAAUGAACAAUCCCAAAAAUCUAUUUGUUAAAAUUUUUUAGUAGGAAUUCCUUAAGAUUGUGUGCAUUCUCAUUAUGAUAUAUAAGAAUAAAAAUAAGUAAGAAAUGAUUUUUCUGCAAAAUUGAAAUAAAUAGUUUAACAUAAAUAACUUCAAUUUCAUAAUUAAAAAUAGCAAAGUUAAACUGAAAAAAUAGAUUAAAAAACUAUUGUGUCUGAAAAUUAAAUAAUAGACAGCAAUAUUACAACUGACCCCUCAUAUUCGUAUCAAUAAUUUAAAUUACAGAACUAAAAUUAAUAAUAGAAAAUGCUAACAAGUAACAUAACCAAUGAAAAUAGAUUCUCUUUCUGUAACAAUGCUUCAUUUAAUGAUAAUCUUCAUCUGUAAAAUUAAUCAUAAAAAAGCUAUUAUUACAAUAAUAUUGAACAGGAAGAUUAAAUCAAGCAAAUUUAAGGAAGAAAAAUAAAUCAGUAAGAGUUAAAUAAUGAUUUUGAAAAUAAAGAAAAUAAUUCUUUAAAAAAUAAAUUUGAUAAAACUCAACAAAAUUAAAAAGCCAAAUCACAAUAAUAAAAAGUUAAAAUUGUCUAAAUAGACCUAUUAAAAGAGCUUUCAUAAAAUAAUCUCAAAUUUGAUUAAGAUUUUUAAGAGAAAGAUAAUGUUUAUGUUCCUUAAAUAUUCUAUAAUGAAAAUUCACAAUAUAGGCAUUAAGAUCACAAUUAGUUAUCCUAAAAUUUAUACCUGCUUUUAUAAAUCAAAUCAUAGAAAAUAGAAUUCUGA
This is a messenger RNA of Tetrahymena thermophila SB210, 2253 nucleotides long. RefSeq lists its product as hypothetical. The transcript has 3 exons. The record is from RefSeq and is a predicted model, not a curated record. Lineage: Eukaryota; Ciliophora; Oligohymenophorea; Hymenostomatida; Tetrahymenidae.